Molecule: messenger RNA, 876 nt
Organism: Exophiala oligosperma
Lineage: Eukaryota; Fungi; Ascomycota; Eurotiomycetes; Chaetothyriales; Herpotrichiellaceae
Exons: 1
Coding region: 43-876 (277 amino acids)
Biological process (GO): lipid metabolic process
Molecular function (GO): phosphoric diester hydrolase activity
Source: RefSeq, a predicted model, not a curated record
CCCAUGGCAUGUUCUAUGUGAAGCUGACACCCUUGAGGCUCCAUGGUAUCCGUAUACAUCGAGUUUAAACAAACCACGGGAAGGACGCAAACCAAAACAAACGGUUACUGCCUUUACAAGUUCAAGAAAACUCGAAGCUCUGCCAUCCAUAUCGAAGCUGAAGACCAACCUGCAAAUAUCACAGUCCGAUUACAGCAUUUUGACACGCCGAACAAUCCUGGUGGUAGCUACCUGCCCCUCGGAUGGCAACAAGAUGGAACGAUUUACUUUGUGCUCUCUGGUGUUGAGGGUCAAUAUUCUUCCAGCAAUCCUCCUCGUGAUUGGAUGCAGCAAAAUCUGUCAAAACUUGGUUCAAGACCUCUUCACAAGAUAUGUAUGCCUGGCACUCAUGAAGCUGGAAUGGGGAUCUUAUCUCGCAGUGAAGCUCUUCCCAGAGAUAUCAUGGCACAUUUCGCUCAAACGCAGUCCUUGAAGAUCCUUGGGCAGCUUGAGAUGGGCUCACGAUAUUUGGACAUUCGACCAUGCAUCUCCAGUGGCGAAUUCUGGGCCGGCCACUACGAUGGAAAACUGGGAGCACGAGGCCAGAAAAUAUCAUCAAUCAUCAAGGACAUCAAUCAAUUCACGGCACAAUGCGCCGAAUUGAUCAUUUUGAACCUAUCCGGUGGCCUACAGUUCGACAAGGGAUUCAGACAGCUCAAGCAAUCAGAAUGGAGCCUCCUCCUAGUGGAACUCAUGGACUUGGACCACCGCUUUAUCAGUACUGGACAUGAGGUUCAAAUCCUCCAUAUUCCUAUUCAAUUUUACAUUAUAAUUAAUUUGUUAUAUAAUAAACAAUGCUUAAAAAAAAGGCAGAUAGUAAAAAUUUUCUACAUAUAA